Engraulis encrasicolus (European anchovy) is the source of this 626-nucleotide messenger RNA. RefSeq names its product phosphoinositide-3-kinase, regulatory subunit 6a (gene pik3r6a). The coding region runs from base 1 to 585 and encodes 194 amino acids. The record is from RefSeq and is a predicted model, not a curated record. Lineage: Eukaryota; Metazoa; Chordata; Actinopteri; Clupeiformes; Engraulidae. The transcript has 6 exons.
AUGGAGAAGGAACGGCGAGCUUCGAACCAGUACGGGUCCCUGGAAUGCACUAAAUGGAAUUCAGACAAAACAGAUGAAGAUGUGGUGUCUAUGGCAGACUCCACCAUCACCAUUGACGACAUUGAGGGAGAGCUCUUCAAGAUCGAGAGGAUUCGAGACGCCUUGGUGAGGCGCGAGUCCGAGCUGAGAUACAUGAUGGAUGACAUCCAACUGUGUAAGGAGAUCACUCGUCUGAAGAAGGAGCUGCAGAAGCUGGUGUCUAUUCCAGAUAAAGACAAGUCUAGUGAGGACCGUGUGAAGGAGGAGGAGCUACUGCUUCAGAUCCACAAGCUGGUGGAGGCCAGAGACUUCCUGGUGGACGACGUGGAGUUCGAACGCCUCAGGGAGCGUGAGGAGGACAAAGAGAUGGCUGAUUUCCUGAAGUCAAAGUUCCCCAGAAGCACCAAGACCAGAGAUCCAGUGUCUAACCAGCGAUUGGCGUCCAGGGUCCAGCAGGCGUCCUCCUCCUCCUCGUCGCCGUUUGCCACCAAGACAGGCCUGACGCUACUGAAAGAAUGCUGCGGCUUCACCUGCUCCAUCAUGUAAGGGUGGCGCGGAGGGACACACAACGCAGUACAGCCCCAGGA